UUGUAAAUUCUUAUAAAGGCCUCAAAGCCCUAGUUCCCUCCCUUCAACAUGACAACCCUCAGUUUCAUUGUUGGAGUAAUAGGCAACAUAAUUUCAGUCUUACUUUUCCUUUCUCCUCUAGGGACAUUUCGUAGGAUUGUGAAGAAUAGAUCGACUGAAGAAUUCGAGAGUCUUCCUUACAUAUGCACCUUCCUCAAUUCAGCUUUGUGGACUUACUAUGGAAUUAUAAAGUCCGGAAGCUAUCUUGUAGCCACUGUAAAUGGGUUUGGUGCAGUGGUGGAGAUUGUUUUCCUUACCUUGUUCCUCAUUUUUGCUCCUCCAAGAACGAGGGCCAAGACUGCCAUACUUGUAGGGUUACUGGAUGUGGGUUUUCUAGCAGCAGCAGUGCUGAUUGCCCAAUUGAUAUUGAAUGAUGACUUGAGGAUUGAUGUAAUAGGUUUCCUAGGAGCAGGCCUUAACAUUAUCAUGUAUGGCUCUCCUUUAACAGCCAUGAAAACGGUGGUGACAACUAAAAGCGUGGAGUACAUGCCUUUCCUUCUUUCAUUAUUCGUUUGCUUGAAUGGAGGGAUUUGGACUUUCUAUGCCGUCCUCGUCGCAGAUUACUUCCUUGGAGUGGAUGUAUGUGUUUAUUAAAUUAUUAAGUUGGACUUAAUUUGAUAAUAUUUCUCUAUUAAAUAACAACGGUUUCUUUUCGUUUAAGAAUGCAAUUCCAGAGAUUUUAGAGACUGAACACGUUAAUUAACAUAGGAUACUAUU
Rubroshorea leprosula is the source of this 756-nucleotide messenger RNA. NCBI's taxonomy places the organism in Eukaryota, Viridiplantae, Streptophyta, Magnoliopsida, Malvales, Dipterocarpaceae. The record is from the annotation of a GenBank genome assembly.